Messenger RNA from Marchantia polymorpha subsp. ruderalis, 1511 nucleotides. The record is from the annotation of a GenBank genome assembly. NCBI's taxonomy places the organism in Eukaryota, Viridiplantae, Streptophyta, Marchantiopsida, Marchantiales, Marchantiaceae.
CGCUCCUUAUAGAUGAAGGUGCAGUCGGGAGUCAGCAAUUGCGGCUUCGGGUUUCCAUCAUUUCUGAGCAAGAACCGGGUGACUAAAAUCGAGCGAUAGAGAGAAAAACUGUCUGUGUUUGCAACGAGCUCGAGAGUUGGACAAAUUGUGGGCUCGGGCUUGCCAAACUUUGCUACAGGAGGGUACACAGAAACUGAUUCAAUGUCGCGGGAAGGUUGAUGGUUUUCGCCAAAGUCUUCAGAGUGUUCCAACUGUGAGUUUGAUGGGUUUACGAAUCGAUGGUUUCCUCCAGAAGUAGGCGGUGGGAUCUGCAUUUGAAGUCGGUGGCUCAACGAGGGCCUUCUUGUUGGGAGUGUUGAACGAUUCCUUCUAUCUGUGGAAACAGAACCAUGACGAGGACGUUUGAUGAAGACACGAAUCCGGAGGGAACGGAGACGAAGGUAGUCGGACUCCUGCUUUUGGGUUCGGUUGUUCUGAUGAUAAUUACAUCUAGCAUGCUCAUGGGAACCAACAACCUCCAGAACGACUUCGAGGUAGGGGAAAGCGUAAUCCUUGACUUCAACAGAAGUCCUUUAUGCUCGCACUUGAAAGCACGGUCCAUUCUUUGCAAAUUACUGGAUUUGCCAUGGUCGUUAGUGGAAGAUGCAGAGGCCCAGGAAGCGAAUACAGCCAUCUCGAAUCAGUCAAACACGAAUGCAGUUGUUUAAUCAGCAUCAAGCUUUCAAGGCACUACUCAUCGGAGGUCGCCAAUCUUUCCUCAAGUUUCAGUUUUCUCCACGGUGAAGUAGGUGGCGUAGAUAAGAUCUAAGAACUUCGGCGAAGAUGCCAUCGGAGAAUGUUCGAAAACUAUCGUGUCAGUAUAUUUUCUUUACUGACACUGGUGAGUGUCAGUAAAGAAAAAUCAGCACUAGAUUCACAAACAGGGUAGGUUACUCAUAAGACUUCAAGACCGAUCGCCUGGAAAUAUAUUGAACAAUCACCAGGCACUAACUUCCAACAGAAAUAAGCGUAUUUGUCGAGUUAACUCCUCCUGGAAAAGGAGGGGCGGGGCACCCAUCGAGUUUCAGAAUGAUCCCCAAGUGCUACAGGACAUCCAGACAUGUUGUAGGCAAGUGGCCGAAGGGUCCCUCCCGCCUACCAAGCACCAGCCUGGCUUAGACAGACACGAACUACAUUAUUCUAUAGGCACCUCGUAAAUAACCGAAGUCUCGGCAAGCAACACUGACCAUCAUUUUCACUCGAAUCUAGUACGCGAACCUUCAGGCUGGGCUGGACCAAUGUGCUUCGAAAGUCUCCACUGAACGAAUUGGCGGAUGAGUUUCCACAUGAGCGAGGGUUACGACUGACAUAUUUGAAGUCCACUCAACUAAUUAGCCUACAGUUUCAAGUUUACCAACCUCUGUUACAAAGCCAGUCUGGGCAAUGUCUUGCAGCCCUUGAUGAGACCUCGAGGGUGUAAGCUAUUACUCUAGAAGAUUAAUGAAGCAGGCAAAUGCGCGAGAAGAGGGGCG